Oncorhynchus gorbuscha (pink salmon) is the source of this 2419-nucleotide messenger RNA. Its product is annotated as protein FAM53B-like. Gene Ontology annotation, cellular component: nucleus. The record is from RefSeq and is a predicted model, not a curated record. NCBI's taxonomy places the organism in Eukaryota, Metazoa, Chordata, Actinopteri, Salmoniformes, Salmonidae. Gene Ontology annotation, biological process: positive regulation of canonical Wnt signaling pathway; protein import into nucleus. Bases 301 to 1587 code for a protein of 428 amino acids. The transcript has 5 exons.
AGUUCAGUUCCCUGGGUGUUUUAUCCAUGCAGCUCGGGAAGUUUGAACUCAAUGCUUUGUUUUGUUUGUUGCAGUACUAUGUUUUUUGCACCAAAAAAAACUUGGAAGAUGAUUCUGCGUUUUGAACUGUAAGUUGGUGUGGGAGUCAGACAGACAUUGGGACCCAUCGAGAUGUGCAGCUUGAUUCUCAGGCGGGACAGGAAGUAGACAUUCCAGGAGGUGCUGAGGAUCGUCAAGAUGGCCUCCAUCGCCAACCCCGUUCACAGCCAAAAUGCCCUGGAAUAGAGUGUGGCAACGGAGAUGUGGGCCGGCGUUGCCAUGGUGAUCAUUUACACAAAAUUACUGGAAAAGAAGCCGGGUGUCAACGAUGUAAAGUCCAAAGUCAAAGAGACCCAUUUGGAGCUGAUCAAGACAGAGACCAUGAGCCUUCAGGGGACAGCACUCUUCUCUUAUGGAGUCAUGGAUACCGGCAGCAGGUGGGGUGACGUGGGUCUGGGCCGGGGGUGUUGUGGAGCCCUGCCUCACCAGAGACCCUCAGUGGAGUCCUGUUGCCUGGAGAACCUGUGGGAUGUCCUGCCCUCCGAGGUUCUACCCCUCCACUACUACCCGAGCCCAGUCAGAGACACGGGACUGGGUCCCGCCAGCAUCACCUCCAUCCCGGGCGCCAUCACCGGCCUGCUACAGGACCUGAGCCUGGGUGAGACGUCAGCCGCCGUAGCCUCCUCACCCUCCACCGCUCCACCCUCCAAACGCCAGUGCCGCUCCGUCUCCUGCUCAGAGGACCUGGGAGGCCGGUCGUCGGCCUGGAGGCCCCAGGGGUCUGGGGUGUGGACGGCUGUGGCGAAGAGGCGAUCCCACAGCGGAGGAAGUGUCCAGAGAGGAUUUGCAACAGGAGGAGGGACACGCUCUCAGCAGCUUGGGUUCCCUGCCAUGCAGCGUAGCUUCAGCUUCAGCCUGCCAGCUCGCUCCAACACCCUCUCACUGGAUCUCACUGGCUUCACCCCCUGCCCUUCCUACUUCAGCGGCUUAGCCCCUCCCUCUUACUCCUCCCGGUCCUCAGAGCCCCCCAGGCCCUUCCUCUACCUCUCUCGUGAACAGAUCUGCCUCCCAGAGAUGAAGCGCCGUGCUGGGCAGGGGGGGCUGGCCCGGAGUCGCUCUCAGCCCUGCGUCCUCAGCGACAAGAAGACGGCGAUGAAGCGGAGGAGACCAGCCGACUCACACAAACAGAGGCCUUCUCUGGACCUGACCAAGAUGACACAGAAACUUCGGAAUUUCCAAAGCCUCAGCUGCCCUGGGAUCACUGGGGACAACAGCUAUCAAUCAACCCAGGGCCCGCCCCCUCUGAGGACUACUGACCAAUGUGAGACUGACUUUACCUCUGCAGGCGAUCAGGGAUUGGACGAGCCAACCGCCAGAGUUGUCACAGGUGUCUCUGGGGAGGAGGAUCCAGCCAUCUCCAUCGAGGAGCUGGAUUGGCUGAGCUCCCCGGUCUGCGACGACGUGGCAGAAGGGGCAGCCACGGGCACCAGGAAGGAUGUGUAUCAGCUGGGAGGAGAUCUGGACAUCGAUCAGAUCGAGAGGAACUGAACCCGGGUCGUUUUCAUUAGGCACCAAACGGAACAAAACGGACUGAAACGAGGAGAGAGAACCUGGAUAUGUCCAAUGAGAAAUGCUGCAAAAUGUUAAUGCAUUUUUUUUUUCUCAUGUUCCCGAAUGAACAUGACCCUGAACUAUUCUUACCACCCUCAGGAGAAUGGGACUGAAUGACCCUGAACUAUUCUUACCACCCUCAGGAGAAUGGGACUGAAUGACCCUGAACUAUACUUACCACCCUCAGGGGAAUGGGACUGAAUGACCCUGAACUAUUCUUACCACCCUCAGGGGAAUGGGACUGAACUAUUCUUACCACCCUCAGGGGAAUGGGACUGAACUAUUCUUACCACCCUCAGGGGAAUGGGACUGAAUGACCCUGAACUAUGCUUACCACCCUCAGGGGAAUGGGACUGAACUAUUCUUACCACCCUCAGGGGAAUGGGACUGAAUGAACAUGACCCUGAACUAUUCUUACCACCCUCAGGGGAAUGGGACUGAACUAUUCUUACCAGCCUCAGGAGAAUGGGACUGAAUGAACAUGACCCUGAACUAUUCUUACCACCCUCAGGAGAAUGGGACUGAACUAUUCUUACCACCCUCAGGAGAAUGGGACUGAAUGAACAUGACCCUGAACUAUUCUUACCACCCUCAGGGGAAUGGGACUGAACUAUUCUUACCACCCUCAGGAGAAUGGGACUGAAUGAACAUGACCCUGAACUAUUCUUACCACCCUCAGGAGAAUGGGACUAAAUGACCCUGAACUAUUCUUACCACCCUCAGGAGAAUGGGACUGAAUGACCCUGAACUAUACUUACCACCCUCAGGA